This is a messenger RNA of Owenia fusiformis, 5853 nucleotides long. The record is from the annotation of a GenBank genome assembly. Lineage: Eukaryota; Metazoa; Annelida; Polychaeta; Sabellida; Oweniidae.
CUCAUUGAUCCACGUGCCCACUACAAAAUUCGACAAUCGAAGGUCAUAUAUUUUGUUAGCGUGUAUUUACCCUUUAAUAGUGACUCGAUAAAUAUUAAAGAAAAUGAAUAUUAUGCGAAACCUAAAAGGUAAUGUACGUGAAAUUACAAUUAAACAACGCUCAUUCUUAAACAGUUACAAUACGGCUACCUUAAAUGCAGGUAUCUCACAUUAGCUUAGCUUAAAAAUUUAUCAGGACUAGAAAAAGAACUGCAAGACAGUGUAAAAACAGGAUUACAAAAAGCAUUGUAGAGUUGCAGACAUGAAAAUGAUAAAAAUGGAAAUAUCGCUUAUAUUUGAAAUUUAUAUUAUUACACUAUUGAUAAAUGACGUUACUGGACAGAAAGAUCUCAUUACUUACCAUCCACCGGGUCGUUUGAGGGCAACUUAUAUGAUAACUGCCCCAAGGAUACUACGCCCGAAUCAAGUAUUCCGUAUGUACGCUAUCAUACUAAGACAAGAGUAUGAUGACAUCAUCAUCCGGGCUUCGAUUAGAAACGUCGAGCAACGUUCCGAGGUCGGGGGAGUGUCCGAACAUUUUAGCAGGCUUGGUGGACGUAGUCUAGAAAUUAAGGUGCCGGAGUUUCUACCCCCUGGGAAUUAUACACUAUAUGUAGAAGGCAAAUCAAUGAGCGGAGUUGGUGGAUCUUUAUUUUACAACGAAACAUCUUUGAUAUUUGACACAAAACAAGUAUCUGUUUUUAUGGAGACGGACAAACCAGUAUACAACAAAGGGAAUAAAGUAAGAUUUAGAGUUAUCCCAGUCACGCCAAAUCUGAUGCCAGUACAGGGGACAGUUGACAUCUUCAUUAUAGAGCACAGUGACGUCAUAGUGAGACGCUGGUUAGCACAGGCAAUCAAUAAUGGUAUUAUCGAGAAGGAGUUCACCCUUCCUGGAAGUCUACAAAAACGGGCAAGAUGGAUCAUUGAGGUCCAUGGGUUUGGUCACGUGUACAAAAAGGUGAUCUACGCAACAGAAAUGUAUGUUGAGCGAAUGGUUGUUAACAUCACUACGCCCCAGACCAUAAAAACAACCGAGUACGGAUUAGCUGGUUUUGUUAAAGCAUUUUACCAUCCAAGUUGGAUUCCCACGAAGGGCAAUGGCUCAAUUGAUUUUGCAGUUGAAGGGUUUCCGAAUUCAAAAUUCAGCAUUGAAAUUCCAUAUUUUGAGAAUGAAUUUCAAUUCAUGUUAACAAUGGAUGAGAUUAGACGGCGCACUGGUGUCGUUAACCUAUCAGGCAAAGCUAUCAAAGCGAAGGCCUGGGUUUACGACUUUUACUACUAUGAAACGAGAUGGGGCGAGACUACAACGAUAGUUUACGAUGGGGCGGGUUUUCGUAUGUUUUUUGUAGAGGAUAUUAUUAGGACUUUCAAGCCUAAUAUGCCAUUGGACGUUCAUAUUGCUCUCAAAGAUACAGAUGAAUCACGCCCUCUAUUUUCUACUCCGGGUCAUGUGGAACUUGAAAUAAGUUAUCAAACCGAGGAUGGUGCUUCGCGGAAAACACGUGAACGUCUUCCGUUUUCCGAUGAUAACAUAGCUGCCCUUACGAUUCAUCCCGGAGAGGACGACAAACUCAUUACAAUUAAUGCGAGGUACAGGGGACUGGGUAUGACAUUACCACUCAUCAGAAUGUUAGCCUAUAGAGUGUUUUCCAUCAACAGAUACUAUAUGCAGCUGAAAUCUCUAACCUCGGAGCCAAAAGUCAACAGAUACAUGACGUUUGUAUUAAAGACAAAUACGUUCGUGGACACAAUAUUUUAUCACAUUGUAAGCACUGGUAAUAUUGUGGUAUCCAAUCAGCUUGACAUGACUUCGCAACAAAAAUCAUUUUCGGUUGCUAUAUCACGUGAUAUGAUGCCAAGUGCCCGGAUGGUAGUAUAUUUUGUUAAACACGGGGAAGUAGUUGCAGAUUCAUUAUCAUUCUACGUUGACCCUGCUGCUCUUCACGAGGUCGAUCUUACAAUAAACCGAGGAAAAGACUUCAGUCCAUCAAACGUUGAGGUCAUUGGAACAGCGGACCCUGGUACUCUGAUAGCAUUUAAUUCCGAGCAAUAUUACUUGUACGAUCUUGGAUUGAGAAAUUUCAUCACAGAACAGGAAAUUGUCGACGAACUGCUUACGUAUGACAGUCAUACAAACGUUUCUGCAAGUGUUUCCUGGAAAGGGAAACACUGGGAAAGAGAACGAGUGUAUUUCCCAACUCAGUCGUAUGGAGCUGAUGCAAAUACAACAUUUACAUUUGCUGGUCUACAUGUCUUUACCGAUGCAAACUUAACAACAGUACCAAGUGACUGCAAUGCUACUAACGGCUGGCUGACGUGCCAUGACGGGAGCUGUUAUAGAGUAGAGAAAAAAUGUGACGACAACUUUGACUGCGAAGAUGGUGCAGAUGAAAGUGGCUGUGGACGCGAGGCACCGAUUGUAAGAACAUGGGACUACCUUAAGGACCUAUUUUUCCACAUUCCAUACUUUGAAAGGUUUGAGGACGUUUCCUGGGCUUGGCACACGGACUAUACAAAGCCAAGUGGAAAGAGUUAUUCUGAACUGGCGCCUCCAUUCCAGCCGUAUUCAUACGCCAUUUCUGCAAUAUCAGUCAGCAGAGAUAAAGGUCUUGGGGUCACGCAGGUUCCAUAUAUGGUUGAUGUUACACGUGACUUCUACUGCAGAUGUGAAUUUCCUAAAACUGCACGGAGGGGAGAACAGAUUGGGAUACAGGUCUGGUUAUCCAGCUUUUACAGCUACUCGGUUGAGGUGUUGGUAACUCUAUUAGCUAGUAACGACUACAAAUUUGUCGCAGUGGGAGACAAGCACAUUAUCAGCAGUUAUGCACCUGACCUUUUAAGUGGAGAAAUACAAACCCUUGUUUAUUUGUCUCCUGGGGAAAAACGAUUCGUUCACUUCCCCAUUCUACCACUAAAGACAGGUACUACUAAAUUCAAAAUCACCGCUGAUACAUUUAAACGUGGCGAAGGAUGUUCCGGUUCGAUUAAAGUGACGAUGGAUGGUGUCAGAAAUACGUGGCAUACGCCUUAUUUUGUGGAUUUGGUAAAAUAUAGUCAGAUUAUCAUCCCUGAUCUUUGGAUCCCAGUCCCAGAACGAUUUGUGCUCCCUGAACAGCGGCAUCAUCUCUACGUCCCUGGCUCAGCUGUUACAAAAGUUUCUAUUGUAGGUGAUGUUCUUGGUCCAGCGUUCUUCACUAGCAAAUUGCGAUCUUCUGAACUUUUAGAUGUUUCUAGUGGAAUGCUAGAAGCUCACUUCUUUGAGUUCACACAGAAUCUAUGGUAUCUUAAAUAUUUAAAGUCAACAGACCAGCUCACGCAUGCUGUGCAAACCAAAGCAUUGGCCAUAAUGAAUACAGUCAUCGAAAGGGCGAUGAGAUAUAAACAAAAUGUUCGGGGUGGAUUCAGCAUGUUUUACAAAUCUUCGUCUAACUUAUGGGUAACUGCAUAUAUGCUACAACAUAUGAAAAAUGCGCGUGAUACAGAGUGGGAAGGCCAGUUUUACAUAACAUCUGAGCUAUUAAACGAUAUGGCCACAUGGAUUGUAUCUAGGCAAAAUAAAAGUUCUGGCUGCUUUAUGGAGGUCCAGGAUUAUUACAUGAGGACAAUGAUUCCCAAACUGCAGGUGUUAAAUGGAGUGGAAGACUACUGGAACAUUACUUUAACUGCACAUGUAGUAAUUGCUUUGUCGGGAAAUCUUGGUUUAACUGGUGAGGCAUCGAGUGCUGCCGAAAAGGCCAAGGACAAGGCUGCUGAGUUUUUAGCAACGACACUUGAAAUACUUGACGAUCCAUUUGACCUAGCUAUUGUGACGUAUGCCCUGCACGCAGCUGAACAUAGGAAAAAGGGGGAAUUCUUCAGAAAACUAAAGAAGGCCAAGAGGAAUGAUAAGGGGGAACAAUGGCCGUAUUGGUCCCCCAUUGAAAUUGAUCCCAUCGAAAUUGAGACUAUUGACGUCACACCGUUUAUGCAGCCAAACGAGCCAUCCGCCAUGGGCGUCGAAUCAGUUAUGGCCACGUCAUAUGCACUUAUGUGUUACGUUCAACAGAACUAUUUAAAUGAAGCCUCUAAGAUCAUGUAUUGGCUACAAAGCAGAAGAAGAGGAAAAGGCUUCUGGUCGGGGACAGUUGACACUUCAACGGCGAUGCAAGCGUUAUAUAUGUAUGGACUGCGCAAUCCCAAUAGGGAUCUAUACAACCUUGAACUGACAGUAGAAAGUACCUCUACCGCUGAGUGGUCCAAAGUUGUUGUACUAAAUAAAGACAAUUUCAAUAUUGAGCAAGAAUUGACGGUGCCAAACACAUGGGGAAGUGUAAAAGUCACCGCUCGUGGAAAUGGCCUGGCUCUUUUACAAGUGACAACGACAGUAAAUGUUGAGUACAUGGAUCAAAUGAGAGCCCCGGGAAAGCCCCCAAAUGGCUUUCGGAGACAUUUCGAUCUUGUAAUGAACCUAAACUGGGGCGGAAUGAACAAUAGUAUCAUGAUCAUGCAACCGUGUGCAAGAUGGCUGAGGACGGAUUUAGGACCCCAUAGUAUGCUGGCGUUCUUCAGGAUAGAGAUUCCAACUGGAUACAUGGUUAUAAAGAACGAACUAAGAGCUAUGCUUAAACGUCAUAAGAACGUCGUUAGGAAUCGGGUGUCUGGAAAUUAUCUCAACUUCUAUGUAAAUAAGAUAGGAACAGACUGGUUAUGUACAGACGUUAGAGCGGACCGCUGGUACCCGGUAGCUAACGCCAGUAUACAGCACACAGCAAUGGUAGCUGAGUUCUUCCAGCCGGAUAUUCAGAACCGGACAUUAUACACCACAUAUAACUUAUUCCUACAGCACAUAUGUAUGGUCUGCGGGUCCUACCAGUGCCCGUAUUGUCCAUAUUUUAAUUCCGCAGAAAGUACGCGUGGAUGCCUUACAUUUUGGUGGAUUGCUUUUUACGGACUUGUCAUGAUAUGUUUUCAACAAAGUGACAAUAUUUUCCCAGCAGAUGAUAAAUAAAAAAUAUUUUAAAAGAGAUCUCAAUUAUAAUUCAAUAUAUUAUGAGGCCACGUGAAACGUAUGCUCUAAACAUUGCUAUACUGACGCUGCUAACAUUCAUGUCAAUCGCUUUGCCACUUUACAGGUUUUCAGCAUUCCUCUAGUUUGACCAUAGUUUAAAAGUAUGUGUAAUCAUUGUCAUGAAAGACUACAUGUUUCGCAUAGAAUGCCGUUUAUAGUAUUAUUUGAGUGGCUUUAGUUAAUUUUCAAUUUUGCUUUCUAUUUUACUUUCAGUUUUUCGCUUUUGUAGUCAAAAUUCAAUUUUCUUUAAUUUGUUCGACUUUGUAUUUCUUCUUCAAGUUUGCUUGAUUUAAUGUUUUAGACUAAUCUAGAGAAACUUAUACGUUUUAAGGAUCUUUGCUGAUUUUAUGUUUAAAUAUACAGUAACAAAUAGAUGUCUGGAUUUUUAUUUUUUCAAUCCAAUCGUUGGAAUGGCCAUUUUGAAAAAUGGCAACCAUUUUUAUUUGUGUUAUUUGACAUUGUUGGUUCAUCAAUCAGUAGUGUGUCGAUUUUGUUGAAAUUUGAUUCGUGGUAUCAUUUUGCAAAGAUUACAUUACAAUGGUAGUCUUGAUGUGAUCCCCUUCGUGUUACAAAAGAAAUGGAAUUGCCUGCAAUAGUGGCUUUGGUCCAAGAUUUUUAUUUGCUGACUUUCUUCGUAUAACAGUACACUUGGAUUAUUUGUAUGAGUUGCAUAACAUUAGCUAUUAGUAAGCACAAUCAAAUUGACAUAGACAUAGUGGUGACAUAGAAUGCUUAUCCCACUGAAUGAAAUUCGUAGAGAUAUA